This is a messenger RNA of Colletotrichum higginsianum IMI 349063, 627 nucleotides long. RefSeq names its product GTP-binding nuclear protein GSP1/Ran. The record is from RefSeq and is a predicted model, not a curated record. Gene Ontology annotation, biological process: protein import into nucleus; ribosomal subunit export from nucleus. NCBI's taxonomy places the organism in Eukaryota, Fungi, Ascomycota, Sordariomycetes, Glomerellales, Glomerellaceae. The coding region runs from base 1 to 627 and encodes 208 amino acids. Gene Ontology annotation, cellular component: nucleus; cytoplasm. Gene Ontology annotation, molecular function: GTPase activity; GTP binding. The transcript is spliced from 5 exons.
AUGGCUGCCGCCCAGACUCCUACCUUCAAGCUCGUCCUUACCACUUUUGUCAAGCGCCACUUGACUGGUGAGUUCGAGAAGAAGUACAUGGCCACCCUUGGUGUCGAGGUUCACCCCUUGGGUUUCACCACGAACUUCGGCCAGAUCCAGUUCGAUGUCUGGGAUACCGCCGGUCAGGAGAAGUUCGGUGGUCUCCGUGACGGUUACUACAUCAACGGCCAGUGCGGUAUCAUCAUGUUCGAUGUCACCUCCCGUAUCACCUACAAGAACGUCCCCAACUGGCACCGCGACCUCGUUCGUGUUUGCGAGAACAUCCCUAUUGUUCUCUGCGGUAACAAAGUCGAUGUGAAGGAGCGCAAGGUCAAGGCCAAGACCAUCACCUUCCAUCGCAAGAAGAACCUCCAGUACUACGAUAUCUCUGCCAAGUCCAACUACAACUUCGAGAAGCCUUUCCUUUGGCUCGCACGCAAGCUCGUUGGUAACCCUGCUUUGGAAUUUGUUGCCGCGCCGGCUCUGGCCCCCCCAACCGCCCAGGUCGACGAGAAGCUCCUCGAGCAGUACCGCCAGGAGAUGGCCGCCGCCGCCGAGAUGCCUCUGCCUGGUGAACUUUCGGACGAUGACUUGUAA